This is a messenger RNA of Penicillium waksmanii, 1326 nucleotides long. RefSeq lists its product as uncharacterized. The coding region runs from base 1 to 1326 and encodes 441 amino acids. The transcript has a single exon. NCBI's taxonomy places the organism in Eukaryota, Fungi, Ascomycota, Eurotiomycetes, Eurotiales, Aspergillaceae. The record is from RefSeq and is a predicted model, not a curated record.
AUGCUUGUAAAGCAUCCUACCGAGAUGGCGCAGAUCAUUGGCAUGGACGGCAUAGAGCUGCUGUCUAUUGCCCUGACAAAACGUGAUGCUCUAAGCCUAGUCCGUAUGGCCUGCCUUGGUACGAAGAUAGCACAUCGCUUCAAGGAGGUACCUCAACCUUCCCCGGCCGACGCCCAGCCUUUGCUCAACGCUCUCACUCCAAACGUCGGGCCCGUCUCGCCUCAGCUCAGCGCAGGAAUACCCAAGGACUUGCCAUUGGCUCUAGCUGGUCCUUCAAACUCGGCAGUUGUUGGCUUCGAGACAGCGGCGCCCGAUUCCUCGGGUGAUAUGGUGAAGAAUGGACCAGUAGCGGUUACGGAUAGCUCUGUACCACAAGCCAAUACCGGUACCGUUUCGGAACCAUCAUCCGUCAGUCGUGUCAACUAUCUUGAAUGCUGGAACGCUUCGCUGAAAGUAAUUCAAGCCGCCCAGACCCAGCAGGCAAUCAAAGCCUUGAACGUCAUCGCCGAUCAUCUCGGGGACAGUAACUGCAUCGCCGUGUGCGGUUCCGGUGGCUCAGACGGGUUCGCCCGGCCUGUCUACGACUUUAUCAAAAUGACGAUCAAUCGGAUUGACGAGAAAGACCGGGAGAAUCAUCGUUUCUUCGUUUACCACAAUUCCACGAACUGGCAUCCGGCGUUUGACCGAUUGACCACAGAGCACCCGCUCCCACCAGAGUUUGUGAACAAACCUGGCAAUGACCUUGAUCACAUGUGUCUGUUUAUGCUUGAAGUCAGACGGAAGUUGCUCGCCAAGGACCCGGGGAGUGCGAAGGCUAUUAUUUUCCACCUGCUCAUUCCCUCGUGUUCCGAAAUACAGAUCAAGGAGCCGCUGCAUUUCCCCGGGGACCUCUACCCUCUUCGAAUUGAGGGGAUGAUGUACAAGGGCGCUGCCCAGGUCAAACUGAAUCUACCAGCAGCCCCUGCUAGUCUCUUGCAUGACGUUGCAAAUAUUCUCGACCCGGACCACUGGAACGCAAUAGCAGAGGGAACUAGCAUCGCCGUAGGAGGUCCAGCAUGUAUCUGGGGCAUUCCUGGCGCUGUGACCGCUUUGGGUGCUGGGUUGGGUCUCUUUACAGGACCUGGGGUGCUCCUUGCCAUCCCGAUAGUGGUUCUAUGCGGGCCAUUAGGGGGCUAUACACUUGAAAAGUCAGUUGGACCAUCCAUCUAUGAUACUAUAUGUGAGGAGGCGCCGAGGAUUUUAGGUUCUAAGGAGCGGUUGCAUUCGGCAAGAAGUCGAGGAAGUUGGAGACGGGGCCGCGCUCGAAACGGACAAACCGUCGGAUAA